GGGGAGAGCUGAUAAUCCUGAGGGGGGAAGAAAACGACGGCGGUGGGAAAUGGCCACUCAGGUGGAGGCUCUCCUGCCCGGCAACCCGCUUGCCAAAGCGGCGGAGGAACACGGUAAACUAGGCGUCAAGCCGCACGAAGAGCCGGAGGGCGGCCGGGGCGAGGAGGGGCCCGAGCGGAGUGUCGGCAGCGGCAGCCCCGGGCAGGGAGGGACCGCGGAGGAGCAGACCUCCGAACCGGGCAACGACGGCUGUGACAGCGACGACAAGCCGGCCGAGGAGGGCGGUAAAGGCGGCAGGAAGGAGUUCACCGAAGCGCCCCCGCCCAAGGUGAACCCGUGGACUAGGAAAAUGAACGCGGUGACCGUGGUCAGCGUGAACGGACAAGCUCCCACCGAGCCGACUGGACCGACCAAGGUGGUGAAAGCUGGGCAUCCACCCAAAGGAAGACGAGGAGGAAAGGUUGGAGAUUUUGGCGACACCAACAGUUGGCCGACUCCAGGAGAGAUUGCAACCAAAGACAUGCAGAUGGAGGCAGUGACACGGCCCGUGUCCUGCCCGUCGACUCACAGGCAGGUCAGAGACUCGUGGAGAAGCAGCGGUCCUAAAAGGAUAACGGCUAAGAAGGAGUUAAAGGAGAAGAGGGAGAGCAUCGAGGAGAGCAAGGAGAACCUGAAAGCCAAGUCGGACGACUCGGGAGAGGAGAAGAACGGGGACGACGACUCCCAGAAAAACGGGUCGAAGAAAAAAGGAAACAAGCAGAAGUGGGUUCCUCUGAUGAUCGAGGGUCCCAGGGAGCGCUCGGCCUCCAGGAACAACAGCCGACAGAACGAACACCCCCGCCUGCCUCCCAACGCCAGGAACGACCUGAGAGACUGGCAUAGUCAAAAGUACGAGCGAGAGUGGCGCGACGACCACGACGAGGUGUCCAGCGUCAAGAGCGAGGGGGCUCCUUUCCGUGGAGGGUUCAGAGGUCGCGGCCGUGGGAGAGGGCGAGGACGAGGGCGAGGCCGAGGCGGUGGCAGAGGUCACUAUGAUUACCACUACAGCUACAAGACCUACGAUGGAAAAGACGGACCGUACGGCCAGAAAUACAGCAACUCUGUCACCUACUACUACGACAACAUGAGCAGCAACGAUCUGUACUCCGUGGAUCAGGACCUGCUGAAGGACUACAUCAAGAGGCAGAUAGAAUACUACUUCAGCCUGGACAACUUGGAGCGGGACUUUUUCCUGAGGAGGAAGAUGGAUCAGGAGGGCUUCCUGCCCAUCGGACUCAUCGCCAGUUUCCACAGAGUUCAGGCUCUCACUACAGAAGUCAACCUAAUUAUAGAGGCUUUGAAGGACAGCAAAGAGGUGGAGGUGAUCGACAUGAAGAUCCGUCGGAAGCAGGACCCAGAGAAGUGGCCUCUUCCUGGUCUGAUGAUGCCCAACCACACGGACUUCUCCCAGCUCAUCAACUGCCCCGAGUUCAUCCCCAGACAACCGACUGAUGAGCUUAAAGGCUCCUCCAGGUCCUCCAGCCCAAUGCAACCACAGACCAAGACUGAACCAGACAUCUCCAACCUCAAGACAAUGCCCAAAGGCCUCUCUGCCAGUCUGCCUGAUCUGGACUCAGAGUCCUGGAUCGAGGUGAAGAAGAGACCCAGACCAUCUCCGGCCAGACCCAAGGCCCCUUCGUUGCAGCAACAAAAAGAAAAGGACGAGGCGCUUCGGUCUCCGAUUGCUCCGCCCGGCUCCUCACCAACCCCUGCCGUCUCAGCAAAUAAGGACGGAACCGAGCAAGACGAGCCGGAGGAGCUGGACUUCAUGUUUGACGAAGAGAUGGAGCAGAUAGACGGACGCCGCAACACCUUCACUGACUGGUCGGACGAGGACACGGACGGCGAGCUCGACGACCACGACGUCAACAAGAUCCUGAUCUUGACGCAGACACCUCCUUACCUGAGGAAACACCCGGGGGGCGACCGCACGGGGCAGCACACGUCCCGCGCCAAGCUGACGAACGAGCUGGCCAAAGUGAUCAACGACGGGCUCUUCUACUACGAGAAGGACCUGUGGGACGACAAUUACGAGCCCGAGUACGCCACCAUUAAGCAAGAGGUGGAGAACUUCAAGAAGGUCCACCUGAUCAGCCGCGAACAGUUCGACUGUCUCACACCAGAACCCCCUGUUGACCCCAACCAGGAAGUCCCCCCAGGUCCCCCACGGCCCCAGCAGAUUCCUACUGAUGCGUUGGCCAACAAGCUCUUCGGCGCCCCUGAACCUUCCUCCAUAGCCCGCUCGCUCCCCACUACCGUGCCUGAGUCGCCGAACUACCGCAGUGCCCGAACGCCGCGCACGCCCCGCACCCCCCACCGGAAGGACCCGACCAUGACGCCGCGCUUCUACCCCGUGGUGAAAGAGAGUCGACCUGUCGAUGCCAAGACGCCCAGGAAGAGGAAGACUCGGCACAGCUCAAACCCACCCCUGGAGUGUCACGUCGGCUGGGUGAUGGACUCCAGGGAGCACCGCUCUCGCACCGCCUCCGUCAGCUCCAACGCCAGCCCGUCAGAAGGCACCCCCGCCCUGAGCAACAUCGGCUGCACGCCUCAGUCCCUCCCCAAGUUCCAGCACCCGUCACACGAGCUGCUGAAGGAGAACGGCUUCACGCAACACGUUUACCACAAGUACCGCCGGCGCUGCCUCAACGAGAGGAAGCGAUUGGGGAUCGGACAGUCGCAGGAGAUGAACACUCUCUUCCGGUUCUGGUCGUUUUUCCUGCGGGAUCACUUCAACAGAAAGAUGUAUGAGGAGUUCAGACAGCUGGUGGUGGAGGACGGGAAAGAAGGUUACAGGUACGGUUUGGAGUGCUUGUUCAGGUACUACAGCUACGGUCUGGAGAAGAAGUUCAGGCCCGACAUCUUUAAGGACUUCCAGGAGGAAACUAUGAAAGACUACGAAGCCGGUCAGCUUUAUGGACUGGAGAAGUUCUGGGCUUUCCUCAAGUACUCCAAAGCCAAAACUAUGGAGAUCGACCCGAAGCUGCAGGAGUACCUGAGCAAGUUUAAACGCCUGGAAGAUUUCAGGAUUGAUCCGCCGAUGGAGGACGGGAGCCGCAAAAGACACCCGUCCAGUGGGGACGGCCGGCGCCGGCACCCAUCGCUGCCCUCCAGCCGGCCUCACAGCCAGGCGAGCGGGGGCCCCGCCCCUGCCGGCGCUCAGGGCCACACAGUCAAGGAUGUUGCCAAACCCACCAACCAGAAAGGCCCCGCCCCCAAGAAUGAAUCUGCACCGGACACCAAAACACUGAAGUAACUCCCGACACGAGCACACCGGCCCGUAUGGAUCCACCCGCCC
Molecule: messenger RNA, 3337 nt
Organism: Nematolebias whitei (Rio pearlfish)
Lineage: Eukaryota; Metazoa; Chordata; Actinopteri; Cyprinodontiformes; Rivulidae
Gene: larp1
Product: La ribonucleoprotein 1, translational regulator
Exons: 21
Coding region: 50-3295 (1081 amino acids)
Biological process (GO): positive regulation of translation; mRNA stabilization
Cellular component (GO): cytoplasmic stress granule; cytosol
Molecular function (GO): RNA cap binding
Source: RefSeq, a predicted model, not a curated record